Messenger RNA from Vigna umbellata (rice bean), 1435 nucleotides. NCBI's taxonomy places the organism in Eukaryota, Viridiplantae, Streptophyta, Magnoliopsida, Fabales, Fabaceae. The record is from RefSeq and is a predicted model, not a curated record.
CUUUCUUUCUCUCUCUAUAAAUCUUCUCUUCUGUGUCACUUUUGUCAACAAAAAAAUCAGAACAAAACUCCCCAAAAUCCGUUUCUCUUACCUUCAAUUAAUACCAAAACCAUUUACAUUUUUUUCUCUCUUCUUCCUCUUUCUUUUUCUUCUUCAACUCCAAAUUCUCUCUAUCUUGGACCAUAAAAAAAAACUUCAACUUUUUUAGUUUCAUGGAGCAUUUAUAAAACCCAGAAGUGUCAAUCAAUUCCAUCUUGCAUUUUCUAGCUUAAAAUAUUGAGUAGGUGCAAUUUGUCCAUAUCCUCCAACCCUUUCAAUUUCACAGAUUUUGCUCUUGAUUUUCCUCUUUCCAUGAAAAAUGUUCCAAAUCUAGUUGCAGAGGUCACCUUGUUUGAUUGAACAACAUAACCCAAAAUAAAAAUAUGAUCUUUUGUGUUUUGUGUGUCACACUCUUGUUUACAAUGAGAGAGACUUGAGAGCUUCCAAUAUAUCCAAAACAGAAAAUCUCCUUAAACCCCAUUUGCUUCAUCGGCUGUUUUCUCUGCAUUUUCUCUCACUUUCUCGAGAAAAUCACUCACAAACGACAAUGCCCUCUUCCAUCUCUUCCUCCUCCUUUUCAACCUCUUCCUUCACGUGCUUCUCUGCAACUUCUCCAUCCAACCUGCAACGCUUUCUUCAAUGUGUCACUCCUCGUGUUCCUUCUCAGAUUCUACCGAAGAGCUGCUUUAAUGAUCUAAAUCCACUCUGGCAGCCUCUUGGCAAGGAGAAAGUUGAAUACUUCACUCUUCAAGACCUUUGGGACUGCUACUAUGAAUGGAGUGCGUAUGGUGCUGGUACUCCAGUGAUGUUGGAGGAUGGUGAGACUGUGACUCAGUACUAUGUUCCAUACCUAUCUGCUAUCCAAAUCUACAGCAACAAGUCUGUUGCAGCAUCUCGCAACCGGAGAGAGGAUAGUGAUGGAGUUGAAUUUGAAAGUGAUUCCUGGAGUGAGGAUAGUUCAAGUGAUAACCUUUCUAGAUCAUUGAGUAACAAUUCCAGAAAAUCUUGGGAGGAUGCUGUUUCUGAGGAUUCAUGCUGUGAUCAGGAGGGUUCCUGGCUAAGGGAUAACAAGCUUGGCUACCUUUACUUACAGUACACUGAGAUGGCUUCUCCUUACUCAAGGGUUCCUCUUGCUGAGAAGAUUGAUGAGUUAGCUCGAACCCAUCCUGCAUUACUGACAUUGAAGAGUGUUGAUCUUUCCCCAGCAAGUUGGAUGGCUGUUUCUUGGUACCCAAUUUAUACUGUCCCAAGCCGAAACAAUGAAAAGGAAUUGGAAGCAUGCUUCCUCACUUACCAUACUCUGUCAUCAUCUUUCGAAGGUAUCUGUCUGCCCCCAUUGCGCCCCUGUGGCUCAUCCCCCUCUUCUGCCCUUGUUCUCCUCACUCUCUUGCUCUCG